Pieris rapae (cabbage white) is the source of this 992-nucleotide messenger RNA. RefSeq lists its product as uncharacterized. Lineage: Eukaryota; Metazoa; Arthropoda; Insecta; Lepidoptera; Pieridae. The transcript is spliced from 4 exons. The record is from RefSeq and is a predicted model, not a curated record. Bases 118 to 477 code for a protein of 119 amino acids.
CGCCCGCCCAAUACUACGCUCUACGCUACCGCGCGGGAAACAACUCCAAUCGUACUCUAACUUUUCAUCAGUCUAUAAUAGUGAUAAUUUAUUAAGGGUUUGGGUAAUGUUAUCAAGAUGAUGUCACUACCGCUAAUCGUAUCACUGUCUAUCACACUCGUCUCAGCUCUACCUGCAGCAGUCUUGGUCGAUGAAGAUUAUCCUUUAACAGUAGAUCCUAGAAAUUUACAAGAGAACUACAUAGUUCCACAGAAGAGGGCGGCAUUAGUACUCGACAGGCUUCUGGUAGCAUUGCAGAAAGCACUAAGGGAAACUCCUACAUCACGAUUUGAUCCUGAGCGCGAUGGACCACGAACGGCACCAUUGAGAUUGCCACAUUAUGAUGCAAACGAUAUGACCGGUCUUCAGCGCCGAGGCCAAGGCAACAACCGCGGUCGAGUCCUCAGAUGUUAUUUUAACGCAAUAACUUGCUUCUAACAGUAAUUAUACGUAUCAUCUUCAAUACCACAUCAUGAAUAUCAUUCACAUUAUUAAUUAAUCUUUACGUCUAAUAAAAUAUUUUUAUAAUAGCUAUUUACGAUAGUUCAAUGUAAUGCGCUCUUUUGUACUACGGUUUAAUUUGGUUAACAAAUUGUAUUGUAUGUAGAUUUAAAAGAUGAAAUGGAUAAGGCUUUGUGUUGUCACUAUCAAAUCAUGUAAUUGAACAUCAAAUAGUUUGAAAUAUUGUAAUAUGUAUGGUAAAAUGACCAAGCCAAUAUGUAGAAAAAUAAAUAAAUAAUUCGUUCAAUUAGUGUCAAAAAACAUGUCCUUUAAAAAUAUAAUAUAAAAUAUUUACACACCUGGGACCGUGACUUUGGUUUCCUUCUAUAUAUUUUUAUUUAUAUUUGUUACUCUGUGCUUCGAGUAUCUGAAAAAAAAUAUGAUCAUUUAAUCAGGUAAUAUUUUUCAAGAUUACGAAAAUGCAACAAAAAUGUGGAUGGUGUUUGAUUUUU